Triplophysa dalaica is the source of this 2562-nucleotide messenger RNA. RefSeq names its product receptor (TNFRSF)-interacting serine-threonine kinase 1, like (gene ripk1l). NCBI's taxonomy places the organism in Eukaryota, Metazoa, Chordata, Actinopteri, Cypriniformes, Nemacheilidae. The coding region runs from base 256 to 2244 and encodes 662 amino acids. Gene Ontology annotation, biological process: protein phosphorylation; signal transduction. The transcript is spliced from 12 exons. The record is from RefSeq and is a predicted model, not a curated record. Gene Ontology annotation, molecular function: protein binding; ATP binding; JUN kinase kinase kinase activity.
UUCACUCUGUAAAUCAAUAUCCCGGAAGCAGGGAAGUGAAUCUAGGAGUUAUGACACACGGCCAAUCACAUUGACUGCUGAUGUAGUUAAGAAAAAGUUUUGAUCCACCCUACAGGUAUCGCAAAACGUUUGAUACUUCCGCAAUAAUCUACAUACAGGGAGGGCGCAUGUAGUCAGGUUGUCUUCAGUCGGUUAUUCAUCCGGUUAUUGAUCAAUUGAUAUUUAAGGGGAAUCGUAUUUUAGCACAAAGACAGAAUGGGAACCGAAAGCCUGAAUCUUAUGACGACUAAAGACCUGAUUAAGAAAGAGCUGUUGGAUUAUGGAGGCUUUGGAGAAGUGUAUCUGUGUUAUCACAAAACAAUGGGUCAUGUGGUGCUGAAGACUGUCUACACUGGACCUCCCCGCAAUGGCCGACAGAAGCAAUCUCUCCUAGAGGAGGGCAGCCUGAUGAGCAGAUUAAACCAUCCAAGAAUUGUCAAACUAUUAGGCAUCAUUUUGGAAGAUGGUGACUACUCUUUAGUCAUGGAGCUGAUUCCUAAAGGCAAUCUGCUUAGUAUGCUUGAGAAGGUAUCUGUCCCAUUAUCUCUGACGGGACGGUUCAUUGUGGAAAUCUUGGAAGGAAUGGUUUAUCUCAUGGAGAACCAAGUUAUUCACAAAGACCUAAAACCAGAGAACAUCCUGGUGGACAAGCAUUUUCACAUAAAGAUAGCAGACCUCGGCCUGGCUACAUCUGAAGCAUGGAGCAGACUGACUAAAGAGGAAUCUCGUCGACAGAGUCGUUUGGACAAGAAAUCCUAUAAGCCUGCUGCUGGCACUUUGUGCUACAUGGCCCCAGAACACCUGGAAAGCAUCCACACCCAUUCCACUGAAAAAUCUGACGUCUACAGUUUUGCCAUUGUAGUCUGGGUCAUCUUAACAGGUCAAGAGCCUUUCAAAAAUGCUAGAAGUGAAGAGCAGAUCUGCCACUGUGUGUGUCAGGGGGAACGUCCCAGUAAAGCACUAAUCCCAAAUGACACGCCUCCAGAAAUCAUUGACCUUAUGGAAACAUGCUGGCAUAAGGACCCUCACAUCCGUCCCAACUUUAAAGAGAACUAUAGAAAAUUCUUGCCAUUUUACCAGGAGAAGCUGGAAGCUAUUGUAGAAGAAGAUUUGCACCAUUUUAUGACAUUGUAUGAGGGUCCAGAAGAACUUGUGGAGAAAUUGAAACUCCUCACAACUUUAGAACCUCAUACGCCUGAGGAGCCUUUGACUCUAUCAAGAGACUCCCCAGCAUCCUUGAGGAGUUCAGACAUCGGUCCAGUGGAGGCCAGCAUUGAAGACCUCAGCUUCAUGCACUCAAGAGAGUCUCUCCUGGAGGUGGAUGCAGAACCUCCAAGCUCUCCAAACGUAGAGCUAAAGCUGGCACAAGAGUACAACUACCACAAAUAUGGCAGCCGUAUAGAUGAACUGGAUUUCAUGCCGCAAAGCAUUUCCAAUCCACUCACACAGCAACCAGCCAGUAGCAGAUGGGAUGCUUCUUCUCAAGGAUCCUCUGUAAAGUCUUGGACUAAGCUCAACCCAUAUCCAAACCCAGAGGAAGAGGGCCAAUUGAGGUCUGCAGCUGCUGCGAGUUCAUUUGAUGGUUUUCGCAGGACAGAAAAUUUAGAUCACUUGUCAGGGCAGGGUUCUGAAUAUAACAGGCCCCAGCAUCAGCCGCCACUGUAUGAUCGUAUGAAGUCCUGUCCUGAAGGUGGAUGCCAUGUAGCAGAACCGCUCAUGCUGGAUUCAAAUCCUGGCUUGCGUUACAGCGCACCUGUCAUAUGUCCUCCGUCAGACUCGGGUGCAAGUUCAGUGUUUAUCUCAAAUGCUCAGGCGAUUCAGAUUGGAAGCUACAACACAAUGAAUUUACGGACCCCUCAAAGCAGCUCUCACAGCUCAUUAUCCACAGGAUCCAUCAGAGCCAGAUACAAUGAGCUGCUACAGAAAUAUGAUGACCAUGCAAUUACGGAAGACCACCUGGACAUUGUUCGUCAGAACAUUGGGAGUAACUGGAAACGCAUUGCUCGUAAACUAGGUCUGACUGAAGUACACGUCGAGACCAUCGAGCAUGAUUAUGACCGGGAUGGGCUGGAAGAAAAGGUACACCAGAUGUUGGAGUGGUGGAAGAUGAGGGAGGGAGUUCUGGGUUUUACUUUAGGUAACCUGUGUCGUGCAUUGGAUGGCUGCACCAAACAUGAUGUUAUCAUGAAGCUAUUGGGUGUUUAAUAAAGUAUAAUGGUGUCCUGUGUAUGUUUAUUCCUGGAGGGAAGGUCCAAAUGGAUUGUCAAUAGUUUUCCUGGCAUGCCCACUUUGAAAAUUUACUGAAUUUAUGAAAUUAUGAACCAAGCACUAAUUAUUUUGCAUUCAGGGAAUAUCAUUCACUAAUACACAUUUUUUUUUAAAUGGGCUUUGGAUGCUACAGCAUAGUGAUGAAUAAUAUGAUUCUAAUUAGAUUACUUCACAUGCAUGUCUAUAUGUACUAUAUUUGUAUGACCUGUAACAAAUACGAUACUUUUUGAUUUACAUAAAAAUAUGUAAGGGUAA